GUCAACAAACCAGUCAGCGAAAUGUAAAAAUAAAAAGAAGAGAGCAUAAAUCUGUUUUUGUUAAAAUGUUAGCUUCAGAAGAUUAAAGGCGUUGUCCUGUGGUCAAUCUUUGAAGCAUUAUUUAACUAAUGUUGAGUCCAUAUAAACAGUUUCAAGAUGCGCAGUGAUUCUCUUCUGUCCGGCGUCAAUGUCGUGCUUGUAAUGGCUUACGGAAGUCUGAUAUUCAUUUUGCUGUUCAUCUUCGUGAAGAGACAAAUUAUGCGCUUGGCGAUGAAGUCGCACAGAGGACCACAUGCUCCCAUUGGCCACAAUGCUCCAAAGGAAUUCAGACAAGAAAUUGACUCCAAAUUGUGCCAGGUCCAGAAAAUACAGUUUGAACCUCGUCUUCUGACACCAGACGAUGUCCGACUUAACCACAUACAACAGUCUGGUUGCAGUGACUACCUGUACAGGAUGAGAGCACUGGACACUGUCAGAGACACUGAUCUGCCUUUCCGGGAAGUGGGUGGGACGUCUGCAGCUGUUACAGGCAAGAGAUUUAUGAGCUGGCUGCUACAGCUACGGAACUCCCACUGCCCACUCCGAAACAACCAAAGCUCCCUCAUCGACACUGUGCUGGAUGGUUACAACAGAGCACGCCAUGGGUCAGAGGCGUUUGGUGAAGCUGAAUUUUUACAAUAUCAAGACGCUCUUACAGAACUGGCUGCUGUUGUGAAGUCUCACACCAGCAGCAGCAGCAACACUGUGAACCAGCACCACCAAUCUGCAGCCAAAGACCUGACCAGCACUACCGAGCCCCAAAGGUCCUCCUCUCCAACCCAAACCACCUACCUCACCGCCACAGCGCAGCACCGCAGCAAACGUCCCCGACAUUUCCUGGAGCUGAAAAACUUCAAAGACAACUACAACACUCUGGACAGUUCGUUCUGAUAUAACAAGUUAGUGGUGACCACAUAAACUAAAAGCUGCCUAAAUGCCUGCACAUAUUGCCUUGUUUACAGUAGACCACAUAGACUACUAGUACAGUAUACAUGUGACUUAUACUAUACAUGUGCACUACAGACUGUGCACACAAGUGCUUCUUUUGCGUAGUAUGUGACUAUAUCAUAUGUUGAUGGUUGUUUUGACCAAAACAAAACUGGACCUAUGGGGCUACGUGAUGGUGUCAGACAAUCAGUAUUUAUCACACAAUAUGACACCUAUGCAAAGCUAACUAAUAUUAACCUUCUAGUUAGUACAGUAGAAGGUCUGAGCUAAUGAGUGAUUGCUCUUGUGGCUACUGCUGGUUGCUGAACUUAAUUUUGCAGCCUGUUCUUAAUUGCCUUAAA
Thalassophryne amazonica is the source of this 1328-nucleotide messenger RNA. It is a transcript of the gene ltap1, whose product is annotated as chromosome 7 C1orf43 homolog. Bases 157 to 930 code for a protein of 257 amino acids. The record is from RefSeq and is a predicted model, not a curated record. Gene Ontology annotation, biological process: phagocytosis. NCBI's taxonomy places the organism in Eukaryota, Metazoa, Chordata, Actinopteri, Batrachoidiformes, Batrachoididae. The transcript has 7 exons.